CCGUCAUUGACGCACGCUCCGCCGAAGUCGACCCCGCCAAGCUUGCCCUAACCAUGGCUUGUUUCGCUUUGCUUCACAACCACGACUCUGACGUUGGUUGCAGCAUUCCUCGACCCUCAGUCGGCAAUACCACCCACAUCAUAGAUCUCUAAACAUGCUCAACAAUGGACUCAUUCACGCGGCAGCGGGUGCGGCGGGAGGGAUAGUAGCUGUGACCGCCACAUACCCUCUCGUCGUCCUCUCAACUCGCGAAAGCGUGGACAAGCAGGAUCAGACAAAGGCAAAGAAGUCUAUCCUAGAGGCCCUCCAAACCAUAAGGAGGGAAAAAGGCUGGACGGCGUUGUACCGUGGUGUCGGGCCCUGCUUGUUUGCCAUCGCCUUGACCAAUGGGUUCUAUUACUUCUUCUACGAGAACACAAAAGAAUUUAUCGUCAAGUCUCGCGAGGGAAGCAAGGCCUUGAGCACCCUUGAGUCUAUGCUGGCUGGACUAGUUGCAGGCUCUUGUACCGCCAUCCUCAGCAACCCCGUGUGGGUGAUCCAGACCACGCAGAUUAACCAAGACACGUCGGACAAGCCCAAGUCACGGAUGGGUGUGAUCCAGACGGUCCGCACCCUACUCAAGGAUUACGGCAUUUCAGCGUUCUUCCGUGGGGUCGGACCCGCACUUGUACUCGUUAUGAACCCUAUUAUCCAGUACACUGUUUUCGAGCAAAUGAAGAAUCUUCUCAUCAAGAGACGGACAGCAAAGCUACGUGCUACUGGAGGUCUGGCCAUUGCAGUGGCUGUUCUUUCGGACUGGGACUACUUCUUCCUAGGAGCAUUGUCGAAACUUGUCGCUACUAGCCUAACAUACCCUUACAUCGUCGUUAAGAACCGAUUGCAAGCAGGCUCCGAUGAAGCGGCACGCUACAAGUCUGCACUGCACAGCGUACUGAUCAUUGCGAAGGAGGAGGGCAUUGAAGGGCUGUAUCGAGGAUUGAGCUCUAAGCUUCUACAGAGCGUACUCACUGCAGCGAUCCUCUUCGCAAGCCAAAAGCGAAUUUAUGAGUUUACCAAACAGGCUCUUGCAGUCGCUCCCGUAUUUGCGAAGUGAUGCCAUUUUGGAUAUUCCUAUGAUCGCCGGUACUGCUAGGGCAAUAGGUAAAUUUCGCACGCUAGGCAAGCUUACACAAAGUAUCCGGCGUGUUUAUGUGUUUCCUUCCUUGCUCGAAUAUGCCAAAAUGAGCUGCAGGGGUUUGAUCCAUGCAACGAUUGUACUUUCGCGCUCCCUCACGAGCCUUUAUUGCUGCACUCCCUCCACUUUCUUUUCGUCCGCUGCAUCCGACUGGUUUUAUAUAUUACUCUAGUGGCAGUUCUGUUUCAAUCUGAAAUCUAUGCGUUAGACAAAACACGCUCUUUGCUGACACUCUGCAGCAUUCUAGUAUGGUUUGCGAAAUGCCAUGACAUUGCAAGUGAGCCCGAGCUACUAAUCGGCACUCGACAGACGUUCUAGCCAUGCGUGCAGGCAUCUCGAGCCUCAAAGGUCUGUUACAAGCUAUACAUGGAAUGUGUGUUAAGCUGGAGGCGGACACAGGCUUUCCCUCCGACUCGUGGAUGAGGUGAGAUAGGGAUGCGUCGACGGUUUCCUACGGGAUCACUGUUUGUACCUCGGACAGCAAUGCCAUACCAUAGCGUCUUAGUUGCGGGCCCUGGCAAGCAUACAUCAGUGGCGGUGGAGAACUAGUGCGCCCAUCUCUUCUGACAUCCCGCUAUAGUUCUCAAAUUUACCAGUCUCGCCACGAUGAUGUACUCCUAAAGCUUAGCAGAAAUGCACAGCCGGCGCGAGCUUUACUUAGGAUCUCUCACCUCUCACAUUCCACAAGUUCUGCAUGUCUACGGUCACAGUGGACAACCGCGACCCAAGUAUUGCCUAUUCCCAAUCUCCAUCAUGGCAAAAGGUCACCACCGAUCCUACCGAUGAAUUUAACGCGACCAAGUCAGGAGCAGAUACGGCGGGUAUGACUGCCAGCUUCAAGUUCAUGGGUGCGUUCACGUUCCUAGUUGACUAAGUUGAAGACUGAUUGCGUCAGUGUUGCAGGUACGCAAGUCUCCGUUUUCGGCUCUGUCGGCUCUUGGGAUGUGUAUGGCGUGCCCGUUUCAAGCUACACUGUGGACGGAGAAAAUAGUGCGACGUACGGAGCACCCGUCAUCGACCCGGGCUUUUUCAAGUCCCAUCUCCUAUUCUCCCAAUCACCACAGCUACCUUUUGGAGAGCAUGAGCUGGUGAUUACCAACGAGAACGGAACGGAGCCGUGUCUAUUGGCUCGACUACAUUGUCUAUGCCCCCACUACCUCAACGAUCACACCCGGUAGCCCACCUCCUACUUCCCCUCUUUCCUUUAGCUCGCCGCCGCCGCCGCCACCUGCGACUGUCACUAGUAUUAUCGGAAUGCGCCGGGCGCAACACAUUCUACAGGCGUACCUGAAGACAGCGAGUCCCAUCAUACCUCGGUCGCGGCAGUCGCGGGCGGGAUUGCUGCCGGGAUUGCAUUGUUGAUCUUAUCUGUGCUUUGCAUAAUCCUAUUUUAUUAUCGCAGAAGGCGCAGCAGGGAAACCCCAGGUGUCACUCCUUACAGUCCCUUCCGGAACAUAACGCCCCAGAUCCCCGUCGAGUUCGAAGACGUGAAAUUCAAGGCUGUUCGAACUGCGACGUCUGGGUCGUUCUCUUGGUCGUCCGAAGCCGUGCCUGUGGGAUCCCCGGGGCCAGUCUCUCGCACAAGGCGGUCAGCAUCAGUUACAUCGCCGUCGCACCCGGACAGCCAGGCUGACAUGCCAUUCACUCCAUACGCCGGCGCUAUCGUCGCUAAAGAUGAUAGCGACGACGACGCAAUCGACAAUCACGGCAAUCGAUCCCGAACUGCCAGUCCAACGAUGGGCGUCCCGAACACAGUCCUUCAAGAUCCGCGUGCUAUCCGUGCAAAGUUCAGGGCAAUGCGCCAGGCACGCAAUCAAGAGCGGGAACCUUAUGUAUCGCCGCCGAUUUUGCAACACCAUGGAGACUCGGGCGUGCGACUGCCACGCAGCGCACAGGCAGCGAUUGUGGACAUUCCUACUGCGUCCUCACCCAACUAGCUUCGCAUUCCACGAGUACUUACGAACCGUUCUGUCUCGGUUGCGAUGAUUCUCACUUCUACCGGCGCAAUCCUGUAGUACGCGACGUUAGCCAGUUCAGUUGUUGGCUUUGUAGUGUACGUCAUGAUAACUUGAUCCCUCGCCCUUUUCUUAAGUUAAUAACUUCCUCUGCUAGUUUGGAAUUGUUCAAUCAGUACUUGGUUUACGGAUGUUCAUUUAGAGCUUUGACGACUAGCGCGUGCCAUCCGCGCCAGCAGAUCAUAAUGGCGCGCCACAUCAUUGUCUCACCAGUACAUGCAAGUUACGUUCACUGCCUUCGUCAGGGGAAGUGCAGUCACAUUGACCACCAG
This is a messenger RNA of Phanerochaete carnosa HHB-10118-sp, 3461 nucleotides long. RefSeq lists its product as uncharacterized. Bases 155 to 1093 code for a protein of 312 amino acids. Lineage: Eukaryota; Fungi; Basidiomycota; Agaricomycetes; Polyporales; Phanerochaetaceae. Gene Ontology annotation, molecular function: ATP transmembrane transporter activity; coenzyme A transmembrane transporter activity; NAD transmembrane transporter activity. The transcript has 11 exons. The record is from RefSeq and is a predicted model, not a curated record. Gene Ontology annotation, cellular component: peroxisomal membrane.